GCUGUUGUUCCUCACAUAUAAAAUAAUACUGAACGACCCACCUUUCCUGAUACUAGUCCACAUCGUAUUGUCCAUUUUAUAUACUUAAGCAACCUGCAAUGGCACGCAGCGGGUCUCAGGAGUCUACAGAUCCCCUCUCACCUUCGGGGCCCAGGCCGCACAUUCGUCUGAAGCAACGUGUCGCCCAUACCAAAUCGAGAAAUGGUUGUUUUGCAUGCAAGAAUCGCCGAGUCAAGUGUAAUGAAGAACGGCCAAUCUGUGGUGCUUGCUCCCUUCGAGGAGAUGAAUGUAUUUUUCCGCGUCCACAGACGAGACAACACCACAUUCGCGGUCGCGAUACAGUAUCUCACGACGCAACCAAUUCGGGGACGCUGCCAAAUUUACAUGCGAGCCCCCUUUGUCCGCUAGAUUUCAAUGCGGCUCCCACGAGAACAUCUGACCCAGACGACGAAUGUAGGAGCGGCCUGCAUAUGCGGGAUUUGAAUCUUCUGCAGCACUACAUCUUACACACCUCGAGAUCUUUGAGUCUGAAUCCUCGCAAACUCGUGGUCUGGGAGCGUGUCAUUCCAGAUCUUGCUAGUGAGAACGCCUUUCUAAUGCACUUAGUUCUGGCACUAGCCGGCCUACAUAUAUUGAAAUCACGCAAGUCAGACAAGCAUAGGUUCACGGAUACUCACAUUUGCACAUCGUCUUUGAACGAAUCAAUUGAUCCAAGAUCCGUGGCCACAGACACUGCUGAGUUGCCAGCUCUGAUUGAACACCAUCAGAAGGGUCUACAAGGUUGCCGACAGACCUCAAAUACACUGGCUCCGACUAGCCGAUUAAGACCUCUCCUGAUUUUCAACAAUGCCAACGAUGACUGGAAGCUAGUCGAGCCGGAACCAGUACUUGGGAAUUCGCUGCCUGGUAACGUACUAUCGGAAAGUCUCUCUGCAUUUGUGUUCGGUGCGCAGCGAGCUAUCUCAAAGUUAAGGGAAUGCCUGGAGUCUCAGCAAGCAAUGGGCUCAGUCCAUGGUGACGUUCCUGGCUCGAACCCCAGAGUUGAGGCCAACUGGAACGUCCCGCUAGAUCCGAUCUGUGUGGCACAAGAUCAGACCAUUGCUGUAGUUGAAGACAUGUAUAUGCGAACCAUAUAUGUUCUUCGACUACAACCAGUAGAACCGCGCUCAUCUGAUCAUGAUACCCAAGCCGAGAUAGAAGAUGCGGCUGUUGCAUCCUGGCCGCAUCUUAUUCCUGAAGCCUUUGUCUCGUCGCUAGAUCCGGACAAUCUUCCUGAUAUGACCGUCGGCUUAUCGUUUGUUAUCCUUGCACACUUAUAUCUCCUCCUUGCCCUAUUGGACAAUCUCUGGUAUCUCGGUGAGAACUUUGGCAUGGAAAUUGAGAAGAUUCAUACUCUAAUAGCCGAAUUCGGGAGCCCUGAAUUAACCGAACUAAUGGCAUGGCCGCUGAACGUCGUGAGACUCCAAAGGAAUAUUAGAUGAGGGGCUUACUAGUUAUUCCUAGUUGGGAGUGUAUAGAUAGGCGAUAUUAGCGAGUGGUGAUCCCCAAAGCGAGUUAUUCUAGACUAUAAACCACAAUUAAGCUGCCAGAAUUGAGCGCAAUACCCUGGGAU
Paecilomyces variotii is the source of this 1612-nucleotide messenger RNA. RefSeq lists its product as hypothetical. Bases 99 to 1481 code for a protein of 460 amino acids. Lineage: Eukaryota; Fungi; Ascomycota; Eurotiomycetes; Eurotiales; Thermoascaceae. Gene Ontology annotation, biological process: regulation of transcription by RNA polymerase II. The record is from RefSeq and is a predicted model, not a curated record. Gene Ontology annotation, molecular function: zinc ion binding; DNA-binding transcription factor activity, RNA polymerase II-specific. The transcript is spliced from 3 exons.